This is a messenger RNA of Humulus lupulus (European hop), 3006 nucleotides long. RefSeq lists its product as uncharacterized. The record is from RefSeq and is a predicted model, not a curated record. The coding region runs from base 1 to 3006 and encodes 1001 amino acids. NCBI's taxonomy places the organism in Eukaryota, Viridiplantae, Streptophyta, Magnoliopsida, Rosales, Cannabaceae. The transcript has 4 exons.
AUGGAAGGAGGAAAUCUGCUGUGCUGGAAUGUUAGACGCCUAAAUAAAAGGAAUAAGCAGAAAUCUCUCUAUGAUUUUUGCAGAUUCAAUAAAAUUGGGUUAGGGGCGUUUCUUGAGUCGAAACUUAGGGGUUCUAAGAUUGAGGAAAUGAUGACAUCAGUUUUCAGGGGUUGGGAGUUUUAUUCAGUUCCGGUUGUAGAAGGACGAAUUUUGUUGGUUUGGAAAAGUGAUAUAGUUAAAGUGACAGUUCUUGGGGCCGAGGACCAGUUCAUUCAUUGUUGUGUGAAGAUCAUGGGGAUUACUAAGGAGUUCUGCUUGACAGUGAUAUAUGGCAGAAACACGAUUGAGGAGAGAGUUGGAGGUAGGCCUAUAACGGAUCUGGAAAUGGAAGAUGCUCGUAAUUGGAGGGCUAGUUGUUUGAUGAUUGAAAUUUGUAGGAUUGGUGCUCAUUAUACUUGGUCUAACAAGCAGAUGGAAGGGUCCCGUAUCUUCUCUAAAUUGGAUAGGGCUCUUAGUAAUGAAGCUUGGGUUGGUGCUUUCCCAAACUUAGAGGCUCGGUUUAAUUGGGAUGUUAUUUUGGACCAUUGUUAUUGCAUUAUCAAGACAGUUAUUAGUCAGUUUUCAAGGAAACUGAACAGAUUGAAGGUAGUUUUGGCUAAAUUUAAUAAUCGGCAAAUUGGUGAUGUCACAGUUUGCUACUUAGCUACCAAGGAAAAGUUUCAACAUGCUCAAUUUAUGCUUCAGCAGGAACCUCACUCUACAGGAUGUCAGCAAGUUGAACAUGAAGCGUGUUUAGAAUUUUCUCGUCUAUCCAAAAUGUAUGAGAGUUUUCUUAGGCAAAGGAGCAAGAUCACUUGGUUGAGAUUUGGAGAUGACAAUACGUCCUACUUUCAUGCUAGUCUAAAGCAGCGGUCAGCUUGUAAUAGGAUUACAACUUACUUGGAUGAGCAUGGUAAGAUUGUUGACUGUUAUGAUGAUGUGGUUAAUCAUUUUAUCAAUAAUUUUAAGGGGUUUAUGGGUAGUCCUCGUUCAGCUAUUUCUAGGAUUCAGCAAGAUUGUUUUAAGUUUGGCUCUAUUCUGAAUUUAGACCAACAACUCAGUUUAGUUAAGCCUUUUUCUAAGAGGGAUGUUAAAAUGGCCAUGUUUAGUAUUCACUCUAUAAAAAGUCCUGGUCCUGAUGGGUUUGGUUCGGGUUUUUUCAAAUACAUGUGGAGAGAUUUGGGGGAUGAGAUUUCUACUGCUAUUUUGAAUUUUUUUGAAACUGGCCGAUUACCAACAACUCUUAACAGAUCAAUUAUUACCCCAAUUCCUAAAACUGAUAAUCCUUGUACAGCAACAGAUUAUAGAUCGAUAGCUUGUUGUAACACAUUAUACAAAUGUAUUUCAAAGAUGCUUUGUAUGAGAUUGGCCACUGUUCUCCCUUUACUUACUCAUCAAAACCAGGGAGCUUUUAUUAAAAAUAGAUCAUUGGCACACAACAUCUUCAUUCUCCAAGAUCUCCUCAAAGGCUAUUCCAGGAAUAAUAUUUCAACUAGAUGUUUCCCUAGUCGAUUUAUCCAAUGGAUCAUGGUUUGUUUGAAAGGGGCUUCUUAUUCUUUAUUACUGAAUGGAAAAUUACAUGGGGGAUUCAGUGGAAUGAAAGGUAUGCGUCAAGGAGACCCCAUUUCUCCUCUUCUAUUUGUAUUGAGUAUGGAGUAUCUUACUAGAUUGCUUGUUCAGGCUGCUCAACACAAAGACUUCAGAUUUCACCCGCUCUGCAAAAAGAUGAAUCUUGUCAACCUUUGCUUUGCAGACGAUCUCAUUCUUUUUUGCAAGGGUUCCUUUAGGUCAGUUCAAAUUCUUCAUGCUGGUUUUAGCAAAUUCAGUCAGGAUUCUGGUCUCACUGUGAACUUAUCUAAGUCUCACAUUUAUUUUGGUGGUGUUCAUUCGGAUGAAAAGAGGAGAAUCAUGGAGUGCUUAAAGAUUGAGGAGGGUUCUUUCCCUCUAAAAUAUCUGGGUAUGUUUCUUAGACCUACUAAAUGGAAGGUUGAGGAUGGUGGUUUAAUUCUUCAAAAAAUUCAAAGUCGAUUACAUACAUGGUCUAGUAGGCAUCUGUCUUUUGCUGGAAGAUCUCGGCUUAUUCAAUCAGAAUUUCCUUUGGGAGCAAAGGGCAACCGGAGUAAGGUGCAUUUGUCUUCCUGGGAGCAGGUGUGUUUACCUAAGAGCUUGGGGGGUAUUGGUUUUAAAGAAGGGUCUAAAUGGAAUGCAAUAUUGAUGGCCAAAUACAUAUGGGCAAUUUCAACUAUGCAGGACUCUUUAUGGGUCAAAUGGGUGGCAGCUAUCUAUCACAAAGGGAAAAAUUUAUGGGCUUACAGCCUUAAAUCUGAUGUGAGCUGGUAUUGGAGGAAGAUUAUUAAGCUGAGAGAUGCUUUCUCUUAUGAUUCUUUGUUGGCUUCGGUUAACAAAGGCAAAUUAAACCCUUCUUGCUUAUAUAAUCAGUUGGUUCAAAAGGAUAAGGUUCAUUAUGCUAAAGUGGUCUGGUGCAAGCUGUCAAUUCCAAAACACAGAUUUAUUAUAUGGCAAGCGGUUUUAGGCCAUCUUCUUACAAGGGAUAACUUGAUUAAAUUCCAUGUGCAGGUUGUGUCUAGUUUAUGCCCGGUUUGUGAUAUGGAAGUUGAGUCUCAUGCCCAUCUUUUCUUUGAUUGUGCCUUCUCCCAAAAGGUGCUGCAUCAGAUUCAUUCAUGGCUGGGUCAAGUGAUUUGGCCUUCUCAAUAUUCACGCUGGCUGAGUUGGAUGGAAGGGAGACCUAGGGGGCUUCACCAAAGGAUUGUUGUUGCUGUCCUAGCAACUGCUGUUUAUUAUAUUUGGAUUAACAGAAAUUGUUGUGUUUUUUCUUCUUAUUCUUUUUCUGUUUUGAAAGUGGACUCUCUAAUUCUUAUGGGUCUUAAAGCCAGGUUGUUUGGGUUAGUUAGAUCAAAGCUGAAAGCUGAUGAGUUGAGAUUGGUUGAUUAUAUUCAACAUUUGUAA